AGUUACGUUGCGACCACAGAGCGAGUGGCUGUUCGGUUUGGGAACGGGAACGUGUGCGCGUUAAACGAUUGAAACGCUUGACAAAAGUGAAGGUGCGACGGAUGCUCAGGUUUCGUUGGCCCAUACAUAAAUACAGUUACCCAUACUCAAGCCACGCGUAUUUGUGUGCGUGCGUGCGCGCGUCUGUAUCUGUGUGUGCAACACAUUUCAAUCGAUGCGUUACAAUUAGUUAUUCUCGAUCCAUAGAUCUAUAUGCGUCCAAUAAAAAUAUAAAUCUGAUCCCCAGCAGUUGGUGAAUUAAGUGUGGACACCACUGCGUAUGGGCAGCUCGCUCUUUGCGCUGCUCCGUGCGAGUGAGUGAGUGUGUGUGUGUGUGCGUGCGUGUAUGUGUUUGUUAUCGUUGUAUUUCUUAUAAGUGAAAAAUUCCAACAACGUUGCAGCCCGCACUGCAGCAAGAAAUACAACAGCAGAAAUGAGGCAAAACACGUUUUGCUGAAAGAAAAAAUGCUUCUGCGCCUGCGUCUGUGGCCCCUGACGAUGUUGCAUUUGUGUUUUUUUAUGUGCGCGUGUCGUAUUUACACUAUAUGUAUACCAGAUCAACCAACACCAACAGCAAGGCUAUCACAAAACUCUAACUAAAAAUGUGAACAAAAAAUGGUUAUUAUUAGAAUCCAAAACUAAUUGGAAAAUGACGUUCUUUGAGAUUUGCGUGAAUAGCCAACCAGUAAAAACACAAAAGCAACUCGCUAAUGAAAACAGUAAAAAGUGAAUAUACAUCUUAAUGAAUGAAAAUCUGCGAAUACCACAGAGCCUUCUAAGGCUUAUAGAGAAGAUGCGUUCCCUUCUCACAAUCCACGGCAAACGAAGAGGGAAACUACUUCAGCUGAUCGUCCUAACCACUUUUCUAUUAGUCCAAGUGUUAGAGGUUAGGUCUACCGCACAGCAAUCCGCGUCGCCUCGUGGACGCAGCUAUGCCACAACAUAUGAACAGUAUGCCGCAUUUCCCAGGCGGCGCAGCUCCUCGCCAGCUGGUGAAAUGCAAUCCCGUGCCGUCGAUACCAGCGCUGAUUUUGAAGUGCUGGAGGGUCAGCCGCGCGGCACACUGGUUGGUUUUAUCCCAACCAAGCCGAAGUUCACGUAUCGAUUCAAUGAGCCGCCGAGAGAGUUUACGCUGGACCAGAUAACGGGUGAGGUGAAGACAAAUGUUGUGCUAGAUCGCGAGGGAAUGCGCAGCCAUUACGACCUCGUGGUGCUUUCCUCGCAGCCCACCUACCCAAUAGAAGUUCGCAUUAAAGUUCUGGAUAUCAACGAUAAUUCGCCAGAGUUUCCAGAGCCAAGUAUCGCGGUUUCCUUCUCGGAGAGUGCAGUGAGCGGAACCCGCCUGCUGCUCGAUGCGGCUACAGAUGCUGACAUUGGUGAUAACGGCGUAACGGAUCAUUACGAGAUCGUAGCUGGCAACGUGGAUAAUAAAUUUCGCUUGGUGACCACAACGAAUCCCAGCGGAGAUACAUCCUACUUGCAUUUGGAAACGACGGGCAACCUGGAUAGAGAGUCCCGCGGUAGCUACCAACUAAAUAUAUCAGCCAGCGAUGGUGGCACACCUCCCCGACUGGGUUUCCUUCAGGUCAAUGUCACGAUAUUGGAUGUGAACGACAAUCCGCCGAUUUUCGAUCACAGUGACUAUAGUGUGACGCUGAACGAAACUGUUUUGCCCGGCUCGCCGGUUCUCCAAGUAAUGGCUUCCGACAACGAUUUGGGCGACAAUAGCAAGCUCACUUAUUACCUAUCCGAGACGGAAACUCAAUUCACUGUUGAUCCUGAAACAGGAGUAAUUUCUACCACCGAGCGCCUGAACUGUCCACAACAAACGAGUGAACAGACUCGAGAGCCCGCUGGUAAGGGCCACGCACAAAAGAGCUGUGUGUUUACCGUCUUUGCGCGCGAUCAUGGCUCUCCGCGACAGGAUGGGCGCACCUACGUUACAGUCAAUCUGUUGGACACCAACGAUCAUGAUCCCAUCAUACGGUUUCAGUACUUUCCACCCACUGGGAGCGCAGCCACCGUUGAUGAAAAUGCGGUUAACGGCACGGUUGUCGCUGCCGUAUCGGUGAUCGACUCGGACGACGGCCCAAAUGGGGAGACAUCUACUCGCAUCGUAUCUGGCAAUGAACUAAAUCAUUUUCGACUAGAAAAGACUCCACUCUUUCAUAUAGUACGCGUAAAUGGAAUACUCGACCGCGAGGAGAUCAGCAAAUACAAUUUGACUGUUGUGGCCACAGACAAAGGAACGCCAGAACGAAAAUCCAUAGCCCACCUUAUUAUCAAUGUAAACGACGUUAACGAUCAUGAGCCUGUAUUCGAGAAGUCCGAAUACUCCGCUGUGCUGAGUGAACUCGCGCCAACGGGUACCUUUGUUGCCUCGAUCGCUGCCACAGACGAAGAUACGGGCGUCAAUGCGCAAGUGUACUAUGAGAUUCUUACGGGCAAUGAACUUAAGUGGUUCAACAUCGACACGACAACCGGCCUUGUGGUGACGGCCGGUCCAUUGGAUCGGGAAGUGCAAGCUAGCGUGGAAUUGAGUAUAUCCGCACGUGACGGCGGCCCCAAUCCCAAAUUCGCGUACACCCAGCUUAAGGUCACCAUCCUGGAUGAAAACGAUGAGGCCCCACACUUCGGACAACAGCAGCUCAAUGUUAGUCUCAGUGAGGACGUUGCUCCGCCAACGCUGGUUGCUUUGCUAUCUGCUACGGACAAUGACCAAGGCACGAACGGAUCGGUUACAUUUUCUCUAGCGCCCAGUGUUGAACGGCUGUACCCGCAACAAUUUGCUAUUGACUCCAUAACAGGCCAAUUAAUGACGCGCAGAGCCCUCGAUCGUGAGACAAUGGCGAAUUAUGAAAUUUUUGUGAUCGCGCGCGAUCAAGGCGCACCGGCACCUCAGUCGGCCACAGCUACUGUUUACCUCAACGUUUUAGAUAUCAACGAUAAUAAUCCAGAGUUCUAUCCGAAGCACUACAUCUCCACAGUAAAGGACCAAGACACUGGUGUCGCACACAAGAACAGCAUGCGAGUUCUACUCAAUGUCACGGCGACUGAUCGCGAUGACGGAGAUAAUGCCUUAAUUACAUACAACUUGGAAUCUGGCGGCGAGAAUGUAUUCCAAGUUGACUCUCGCACAGGCGCCAUCACGUUUACGGCGAGUGGCGAAAUGAAAAAGGCUUACUACAACAUGCGCAUCUCUGCUCGGGACUCUGGUGAGCGGCGCACCACACAGGAUGCUAUUGUGGAGAUCAUAUUAGAAUCGAAGUCGGAGGCACUCGACUUUGGUGCACCCAAUGGCUACGAAUUCCAAGUCACUGAGGAUCCUGAUCACAAGAUGCCUAAAUUAAAUCGUGAGGUGGGACGAGUGCAGGUGAAGAGGCAGCCUGUGUUUGCGGAUGCAGCCAUUGAGUAUUUCAUUAUCUACGGCGAUAGAGCUGAAAACUUUGCAAUCGAUCAGCGCACUGGUCGCAUUACAACAGCCCGCCAUAUUGAUCGAGAGGCGCAAGCACAAUAUCAGCUAACCGUGCUGGCACGCAGCAUAAAUGGCUCCAGUUCCAUGUCUCGAUUCGCAUACGGUCAGUGCAAAGUCCACAUUACGAUUCUUGAUCUAAACGAUAAUGCGCCCAGUUUCGCCCAGGACACGGAGGUUUCUAUUUGGCUUCCAGAGGACACCGCUGUGGGCCAAGAGAUCUAUUUGUCUCGUGCCCGUGACCGUGAUGCCGGAGUUAAUAGUCGUCUGCGCUACAACUUUACAUACAACACAGACCAACAGUUCCGAAUAAACUCUGCUACGGGUGUAGUCUACUUGCAGAAGCCAAUACGCGCCGAGCCCGAGACCGUGUUCUAUGUCGAGAUAAUGGCCACUGAUGGCGGCAACCCACCAUUGAGCAGCCGGCUAAGUUUGCCCGUACAUAUUGCCGACGUAAACGAUCACACUCCCGUGUUUGAUCAUACUUCCUACGAAACCUCACUCUUAGAGGCUACCAAGGUGAAUACGCGCUUCUUUGCACUAGCUGCCUCGGACAGCGAUCUGGGAGCCAAUGGGCGUAUUUCAUAUGAGAUUAUAGAUGGCAAUGCUGAUCGUAAAUUUGGAGUAUUUCCCGAUGGCUUCCUAUUUGUUCGUGCUCCCCUCGAUCGCGAGGAACGAGAUUAUUAUGCACUUACAGUUUCCUGUAGCGAUGCAGGUGUGCCAUCGCGUUCGUCGGUGGUGCCGAUUGUCAUUCAUGUCAUAGAUGAAAACGACAAUCCACCGCAAUUCACGAAUAGUACAUUUACAUUUAAUAUACCAGAGAACGCACCACCAGAUACGUUUGUCGGCAAGUUGACUGCGGUGGAUCGGGACAUUGGCCGCAAUGCAGAACUAAGCUUUAGUGUGCUCUCACAGUCGCAGGACUUUAAGAUCGAUAUGCACAAUGGUUUCAUCAAGACUCUGAGGCCGUUCGACAGAGAGGCCCUAGUGCGUAGCACUCGAGGACCUGAUAAUAGCGAGAGCCUAAACGACGAUGAUCGGAAUAUCAGUAGCGGCGGAGACAACUAUAUAUUGCUGGAGGCAGUGGUGACAGACAAUGGAAAUCCGCCACUAAGCGACAAGGUUAAGGUCAAGGUGAUUGUCACGGAUGUCAACGACAAUGCUCCAGAGUUCUUACGUGCACCCUAUCAAGUGACUAUUUCUGAAGGAGCGCCGGAGGGUACGCACAUAAUGCACGUUUUCACACAGGAUGCCGAUGAGGGCCUUAAUGGGGAUGUGUAUUAUUCAUUAGCUGCAGGAAAUGAGGCUAACUUAUUUAGCUUGGAUAGCGCUACAGGUCUCUUGACCCUUGCACAUAGACUGGAUCGAGAGUCACAGGAGAUUCAUCGUCUAGUCGUUGUUGCGAAGGAUGCAGCAUUAAAAAAUCCAUUAAGUUCCACAGCAAAUAUUACUAUCACAGUCUUGGACGACAACGACAAUGCGCCUGAGUUCACACAGUCGAGUAGUGAAAUUUCCGUAUUAGAGACAAGUCCCAGUGGAACUGAGCUGAUGCGAUUUCGAGCCAGCGAUGCGGAUCAGGGUGUGAACAGCCAAGUUGUGUUCAGUAUUACGGCAGGCAACCGAAGGGAUACGUUCCACAUAGACAGUAUUAGCGGCAGCCUUUACUUACACAAAUCUUUGGACUAUGAGGAUAUUACCAGUUACACCCUUAACAUAACUGCUUCCGACUGCGGCACUCCACCUCUUUCUACCACAGUUUUCUACAACGUUAUAGUUGUAGAUGACAAUGAUAAUCCUCCAAUAUUUCCGAGCACUGCGAUUGUGAGACAGAUUAAAGAGGGCAUAGCACUGAAAACACCAAUUGUGACUGUGACUGCAGAUGACCCUGAUUCGGGCUUAAAUGGAAAGGUAACUUACGUUAUCACUAAACAAGAGCCGGAAAUGUCUGGAGGUCGACAUUUUGGAAUCAAUACCCAAACAGGUGUCAUAUACACCCUGCGUGAGAUUGAUCGAGAGUCGAUUGAUAAUUUCCGGUUGACUGUCGUGGCUACGGAUCAAGCUCAGCCGUCGGAGCGCCAGUUGUCCACAGAGAAGCUGGUCACGGUCAUUGUGGAAGACAUCAACGACAAUGCACCCAUCUUCGUCUCGAUGAAUGCUGCAAUUUUGCCAGUUUUGGGAAAUGGAUUAAUUCCGCCAGGAAGCAUUGGCGGUCAUGUGAUGCAGGUACUGGCUCGUGAUGCUGACUCAUCAAGUAACGGCCUGGUCACAUAUGAGUUUGUUGGUGGACAGCAAGAGCUAUUCCAUUUGCAACGAAAUACGGGCAUAAUCACACUUGGUCAGGCUAGCCAACUACAAAAGAAGCCCAAUGUGCGCUACCAAUUGACCCUGAGGGCAACGGACGAGGCCAGCGGAGAGAGGAAGAGCACUGAGACUUAUAUUACAAUUAUUACGCUAGGCACAAGCGAGGACGAGGGCGAUCGGCCUGUUUUCGAGAAUUCUGACUCGCUCUUUGGUUCAGUUUACGAGAAUGAGCCAAUUGGAACGAGCAUACUAACGGUAAGAGCUCACCUUGAGGGCGCUGAGAUUGAGUACUUUGUGACAAAUGUCACGGCGUCCAAAACAAAUGCAUUCGGCCACGCGAGCAGCAGUGUGCAAGUUGACCGUCUGUUUGACAUCGAUGCAAAACUGGGAAUAUUAUCAACAGCGGUGGAACUGGACCGGGAAGCUGGCCCCCCCACUUACGAGAUAGAGGUCCACGCCAUCGCCCUGGGCGGAAAGCCACGGACAGCACACACAAAGGUGCAAGUAACUGUGCUGGAUAAAAAUGAUAGUCCGCCAAAAGUGCUCGAUACGCCAUUGAUUUACACCGUAAGCGAAGAUCUGGAGAUCGGGCACACUAUAGCUACGAUUCGUGCGACUGACCCCGACCCCGAUAUUAUGAGCACUAUAGUUUUUACUCUGCUAAACGGACAUGAUUCAAAAUUUAUUCUGGAGCCAACGUCCGGCAAGCUGCAAUUGAAGGAUACUCUAGAUCGUGAGACAAAGGACGUUUACAACAUGAGGAUUCGAGUGAGUGAUGGAGUGCAGUACACAGAAACUGAUGUAAUCGUACAGGUGGACGAUACAAACGAUAAUCCACCGAUUUUCGAAGAAACUGUUUACUCAUUUGAUAUACCAGAAAAUGCACCACGUGGCUAUCACGUUGGCGAAAUAGUGGCCAAGGAUGCAGACUUGGCUCAGAAUGCGCAAGUUUCAUAUGCUGUUGUUUCUGAUUGGGCCAACGACGUAUUCAGCCUAAAUCCUCAAACAGGAGCGCUUACUCUCACUGCUAAAUUGGAUUACGAGGAGGUGCAGCAUUAUAUAUUAAUUGUGCAAGCUCAAGACAAUGGACAGCCCUCUCUAUCAACUACUAUAACUGUAUAUUGCAAUGUGCUCGACCUUAACGAUAAUACGCCCCUCUUUGAUCCCAUGAGCUAUUCAAGUGAAAUAUUUGAAAAUGUGCCCAUAGGAAUGGAGGUGGUAACCGUGUCCGCCAAAGAUAUUGACUCGGGUAAAAACGGCCUUAUCGAAUUCAGCAUUACAGCUGGAGAUGAUAACAAUGACUUUGAGAUCCAUAACAACGGAACGAUAUCCACUCGUCGACAGCUUGAUCGCGAGCAGCGUAGUGGAUACACUUUAACAGUUACCGCCCGCGACUGCGCUGAUGAAAUGGCGAUAUUUAGUGACCUGAAGGAGUCGCAGUUAAAACUCAAGUAUCGCUCGCCGCGCCGUUAUUAUAAGACACAUCAUCAAAAUCAAUUUUUAUCUCAACAAAAGCAAGAGCGGCUAUCAUCGACUGUGCAGGUAACGAUAGUCGUCAAAGACGUCAACGAUGAAUCGCCCAUGUUCGUUUCCGCAAACGAAACGUCGGUAAUGGAGAAUGUAGCUAUCAAUACGGUUGUCUUCACGGUGAAGGCCAUUGACAAUGACGAGGGCCGCAAUGGCUACAUAGACUACUAUAUAGACGACCCGCGUACAUUUGGUGAAGACAAUGAGGUCGUUGAACCUCUGCCAUUUACUUUAAACCCGACCGAUGGAAUUUUACGCGUCGCCGAUACGCUCGAUCGAGAACUUCGGGUGAACUAUGUAUUGAAUAUAACAGCGCGGGAUCGAGGAGACCCACCACUUGCCACACAAUCUCAGCUCACUAUUAAAAUACUCGAUGAGAAUGAUAAUGUUCCGGUAUUCGAUCCCAAGCAAUACUCAGCAUCCGUGGCAGAAAAUGCUAGUAUUGGCGCGAUGGUUCUUCAAGUGUCUGCCACAGAUAUGGACGAGGGUGACAACGGGCGUGUGCGGUAUUCGAUUGUAUCUGGAGACCAGAAUCGGGAUUUCAGCAUUAGCGAAGACACAGGCAUGGUACGUGUCGCCAAAAAUUUAAAUUACGAACGCAAGGCCCGAUAUACGCUGACAGUACGAGCCGAAGACUGUGCUCCAGGAGAAAGUGCAAGCGAUACCGCCGAGCUGAUCAUUAGCAUCAUUGACAUUAAUGACAACCGCCCCACCUUUCUGGACUCUCCUUACAUAACGCGCGUUAUGGAAAAUACGCUGCCCCCAAAUGAUGGCUACUUGCUCACUGUAAAAGCUUACGAUGCUGAUACUCCGCCUUUGAACUCGCAAGUAAGAUACUUCCUCAAGGAGGGUAAUGCAACAAAAGACCUGUUUCGAAUCAAUGCUUCAACGGGCGAGAUUGUCUUACUAACACCUCUAGAUCGUGAGCAGCAGAGCGAGUACAUUUUAACACUUGUCGCAAUGGACACUGGUUCGCCCCCACUGUCUAAUACUGGAGUUGUGAGAGUUGAAGUACAGGACAUCAACGAUAAUGGACCUGUUUUUGAGCUUCAGUACUACCAUGCCACAGUUCAAGAAAAUCUUCCGAUUGGAUCUUUGGUGCUCAGGCCCGUGGCCACCGAUAAGGAUGUCGGUCUAAAUGCUAAGAUACGAUUUAAUUUGUUGGGAGAGCACAUGAAUCAUUUCCACAUUGACACGGAUACGGGUGAAAUUUCCACGGCCGCCGUAUUGGACCGAGAGAGUAUCGGCGUCUAUCAGCUAACACUUAUGGCUCAGGACAGUUCUAUAACCGAGCCCCGAGCGACUUCGGUGAAUUUAACGAUAACAGUAGGGGAUACCAACGAUAAUGUGCCCAAGUUUGAGGCAAACACAUUCAAUAUUGUUGUGCCAAACAACAUCCGAGCUGGAGAGUUUGUAUUUGGAGCACGAGCUUCAGACUUGGAUGAGGGAAUCAAUGCAAUGAUUCUUUACAACAUAAGUGGAAAAGAUCAGCACUAUUUUGAAAUUCAUGCAUCCACGGGAGUAAUACGUGUGAAAUCGGAACUGAUGCAGAAAAACAAACCAAAUGCUGAUGUCAUUUUCAAUAUAAACAUCCACGCCACGGACCUCGGACUUAUGCCUCAAGUGUCAACAGCAGAACUCACGGUGCAACUUCGACCGGUAGAGUUGUUUCCCGUAUUCUCAUACAUGCCCAUCACCCAAUUUACUUUGCAAGAAGAUGUGCAACCUGGCAAAAUGAUUGCCAAAUUGUCGGCCUCAUCGCCCAAAAAGGGAUCUAUUGCCAACAUAAAGUACAAAAUAGCCGGUGGUAAUAUGGGAAAUGCGGCUGUUGUUGACCCAAACAGUGGCGUUUUGAGCGUCGGACCAGAUGGAUUGGAUUAUGAGCUGACUCAUCAAUAUGAAAUCUGGGUCGCAGCUGCUGACUCUGAUAGACCCAGUCUUCGCACAGUAACGCUGCUGCACAUUAACGUUACUGAUGCUAAUGAUAAUCCUCCGGUCAUGGAGAAGCUGAUAUACAACGCAGAAGUCUUAGAAGAAGAAUCUCCGCCGCAAUUCAUUGUUGCUAUCAAAGCAAUAGAUAAAGAUUCUGGAGACAACGGCGAAGUCAGCUAUUUGUUGAAAAAUGACUACAAUGGCAUUUUCGAAAUCAACAGCUCUGGCGAAAUAUAUACGACCAUGCAACUAGACCGCGAAGAGAUGAGCGACUAUGCGCUUGUUGUGGAAGCCGUCGAUCAGGGGGUACCGCAACUAACAGGAACUGCAAGUGUGCUGCUCCAUCUACUAGAUAAGAACGACAAUCCACCAAAGUUCACCCGUCUAUACUCGUUGAAUGUAACAGAAAAUGCUGAAAUCGGCACGUUUGUUAUAUGUGUGACAUCCUCCGAUUUGGAUUUGGGUGAAAACGCGAACGCUACGUAUACAUUCAGCGCGAACCCUGGUAAUAAGUUCAAGCUCGAUUCCCAAAGUGGUAAUAUCACAGUCGCAGGUGAAAUCGAUCGGGAGCAACAGGAUGAAUACAUUUUGAAGGUGAUAGCCUCAGAUGGAGCAUGGAGAGCAGAGACACCUGUCACAAUAACCAUACAGGACCAAAACGACAAUGCACCGGAGUUCGAGCACAGUUUCUACAGCUUCAAUUUCCCAGAGCUUCAGCAUGCCGUUGCCUUUGUUGGCCAAGUCAUAGCAACUGAUCGUGAUAAGCAGGGCCCCAACUCUGUCAUCUCGUACUCGUUACAGUCACCUUCCCCCAUAUUUAGUGUCGAUCCAGCCACGGGCGAAAUCUUCACGAAAACGCAAAUCCAAUAUAAGCACUCACAGUACGUCAGCUCUCCAGAGAACAUGUUCUCACUUACCAUCCUGGCCACAGACAACGGAAAGCCGCCUCUCUAUACUGAAUGUCUAGUCAAUAUCAACAUAGUGGAUGCGAACAACAAUCCGCCGAAAUUUGCACAGGCAGAAUACCUCUCGCCGUUACCGGAAAAUGCGAGAGUAGGUCAACGCGUUGUCAAAGUACAUGCUAAUGAUGACUACGAUGUAGGAGUCAACGCGGAAAUCGACUACGCACUCGUUAGCUCAAAUUUAAGUGCGUACUUUUCACUUAACAAGCACGAUGGUUGGCUAACUUUGAUGAAACCUAUCGAAAUGCCGGCUAAUUCUCGAUUUGAGCUUAUUGUCAAGGCUACAGAUCGAGGAGUUCCGCCACAAUCAGACCAAGCUCGAGUCAUAGUUGUCGUCACGGAUGAAAAUCGACACGCUCCCGAAUUCAAGCCACUCAGUUAUCAAGUGAUUGUGCCAGAGAAUGAACCUAUCGGCUCCACUAUACUAACAGUAUCUGCGACGGACAAAGACAACGGACCCAACGGAAUGCUGCACUAUAACAUUGUGGAUGGCAAUGAAAGCGAAAAUUUUAAUGUCAAUAAGCAUACAGGUGCCAUCACAAUAAUGCAUCCGCUAGACUACGACCAAAUGCAGGAAUACCACUUGAACAUAUCGGUCACUGAUUUGGGCUAUAAGCCCCUCUCUGCCGUAGCUAUGGUCACAAUUAUACUCACUGAUGUCAACGACAAUCCCCCGCUGUUUAAUCAAUCGGAAUAUCAUGGAUACAUAGCAGAAAAUAAGCCAGCAGGAACUAUUGUAUUUCAAGCCCAUGCAACCGAUAAGGACUCCGCAAAAAAUGCCAUCAUCCACUACUCAUUCCUGUCUACCGGCACCGACCAUCACUUUUUUACGAUCAACGUCAGCAAUGGUACAAUAUUAUCUGCCGCGAGCUUUGACUAUGAGGAGCGACGAAGUUACAAGUUGCAUAUUAAAGCCAAGAAUCCAGACUCGAUAAUGGAAAGUUACGCAAUUCUGCACGUUCACAUUUUGGGAGUUAAUGAGUUUUAUCCGCAAUUCGUGCAACCGGUUUUCCACUUCGAUGUCUCGGAAACCUCAGCUGUCGGCACUGCAGUGGGUUCUGUGCAGGCAACCGAUAAAGACAUUGGCGAAGAUGGUCGAAUCUAUUAUUUGUUGGUUGGCUCGAGUAAUGAUAGAGGCUUUGGUAUCAACACAAAUACCGGUUUGCUGCAUGUAACUCGAAGCUUGGAUCGCGAGACCCAGAAUCGAGUUGUGCUUAAUGUAAUGGCCAAAAAUUACGGAAGCAUACGAGGAAACGAUACGGAUGAGGCACAGGUCAUAAUAUCUAUUCAAGAUGGAAAUGAUCCGCCAGAGUUUGUUGACCGCUUCUACACUUCAACGAUAUCGGAGUCCGCUCCAGUUGGUUCUGUAGUAACAACUGUGAAGGCAAUAGAUAAAGAUGUUCGCCCACAGAACAAUCACUUCACGUACUCCAUUAUUAAUGGGAACUUAAAGCAAAGCUUCAAGAUAGACGCUGAAAACGGUGAAAUUACCACUGCUGCACUGUUAGAUCGAGAGGAUAUUGCGCACUAUAAUCUAGUUAUAGGUGCGAUAGACACGGGGCUGCCACCGCAGACGGGCACAGCUACAGUCCGCAUUAGCCUGGAUGACAUCAACGACAAUGGACCGACCUUUACCUCGGAGGGUCUUAUUGGCUACAUUCCAGAGAAUGAGCCAGCGGGGACAUCAAUAAUGACAUUAUCAGCAACUGAUCCGGAUUUGCCAGAAAACGGCCCCCCUUUUAGCUAUAAGAUCGUGGGAGGCAGGCACAAAUCUUGGUUAACCGUUGAUAAGUACACCGGUUUGGUAAAGUCUACUGCCAGCUUCGAUCGUGAGGCAACACCUCUACUGGAAGCCAUUGUUGAGGUGGAGGACAGUGGAACCCCUAAGCAACAGGCCCGACAUAAAGUGACCAUCAAAGUAUUGGACAAAAACGACAAUCCAUCAACAGCGCGCUCUGUGCGUGUGGCUGUCAGUAUAUUUAACGGAGACCUGCCCCCAAAUACGAAACUAGCUGAUGUGCAUCCCAACGAUGUUGAUAUUGUGGGCGACUAUCGCUGCCGUCUGAAAGGCAAUGGGCAGCUGACUAUCAAAAGCGGCUGCGACUUGUACACCACCCCAUUGACUACCCCGAUGUCAUACUCAUACGAUGUCACUGGCAAUGACGGCAAGCACGAAGAUGUCACUUCGAAGGUGACCGUGGAUUUUCAAACUUUUAAUAAUGCCACGUUGGCCAACACCCUACCACUCUUGAUACGGAAUAUGUCAGCCACCCAGUUCCUCACAAAUCACUACCUGCAAGUCCUUGAGUUGCUAAAAUCACGUUUCUCGGCUAAUGACGAGAUUCUCAUUUAUAGCGUCAUUGAGGUGGAGGCAAACAAUGCAAGCAAUACAGACCUAGAAGCUCUCAUGGUCGUGCGCUCAUUCAAUUCUACAUACCAACAGCCAUCACAUAUUAUCGAACGCGUGCGUGAGAAACGCUCUGCGCUGUCCGACUUGCUGCACACAGAAAUUAUCAUUGGCUACGAGCCGUGCAGCACCCCCAAUGUGUGCGCUAACGGAGGUGUGUGCACUGCUUCUAUUCGACUGUUAGACGCAAGCCACUUCAGGAGCAUCGAUAGCCCUGCGCUCGUACUUAGUGGACCACGAAUCAUUCACGACUACACUUGCCAGUGCGCCAAAGGCUAUGCAGGUGAGCAGUGCGCCAGGCGCCAGGAUCCCUGUCUACCCAAUCCGUGCCAGGGGCAGGCCCAGUGUCGCCGCAUGGGUAAUGACUAUCAGUGCGAGUGCCCGGCUAAUCGAGAUGGUAAGCAGUGCCAAAAAGAGCGCAGUGAUGUCUGCUGGGGUAAGCCCUGUCGUAAUGGCGGCAGCUGCCAGCGCAGCCCAGAUGGCGCCUCAUACUUCUGUCUAUGUCGACCCGGCUACCGGGGUAGCCAGUGUGAGAAUAUCGCCGAUUCGUGUCGGCCAAAUCCCUGCUUACAUGGUGGCUUGUGCGUCAGUCUAAAGCCCAGCUACAAAUGCAGUUGUCCAUCUGGCCGCUUUGGACGUCAUUGCGAGCGUUUCAGCUACGGAUUUGAGCCGCUUUCCUUCAUGAGUUUUCCCUCAUUGGACCCAACUACCAACGACAUUUCUAUUGUAUUUGCCACAACGAAACCAACAGCACUCUUGGUGUAUAACUACGGCUUGCAAAACGGCGGACGUUCUGACUUUUUAGCCAUUGAGUUGGUCAAGGGUCAGGCAGUUUUCUCAUCUGGCGGCUCACGCACUGCCAUUAGUACUGUUACAGCCGGCUUCAAUCUCGCCAAUGGAAACUGGCAUAAAGUCACCGCCACUCGCAAUGGACGCGUCAUGUCGUUGAGCAUCGCAAAGUGUACGGAAUCCGGCGAAGUAUGCGCUGAGUGCAUUCCAGGCGAUUCCAGCUGUUAUGCGGACGACGUUGUGCCCGUGGGAACUCUUAACUUCAAUAAGCAGCCAUUGUUGAUUGGAGGCUUGCAGUCAGCAGAUCCUGUGCUCGAGCGCCCUGGGCAGAUACACAGCGACGAUCUUGUCGGCUGCGUUCACAGCGUCUCUAUAAAUGGACGCGCAUUAAAUUUGAGCUCACCAAUACAGCAGAAUGGAGUUCUACCAGGCUGCAAUAGAAAUGCCUGUCAGCCAGCUAUAGCGGCAGAGCGCUGUAGCAGCUAUGCGGGUCAGUGCAUUGAUCGCUGGUCAACGUCGCUUUGCCAAUGCGGCGGUCAACUGCUCUCCCCUGACUGCGGAAACUCUCUGGAGCCAGUCAGAAUAAGCAGUGGAGGAUUUAUUGAAUUCAAAAUUUCUGAGCAAUAUCGACGCAUGCAGCUCCUGGAUAACCUUUAUAAUGGAAACAAUGCAUGGUCCACGCUAGGAACGCGCGCCAAGCGCCUUUCAACACACAAUGCAAGUGCGCUGACCACGUCUUUCUAUGAGCCUCCGAAGCUACUCAGUUUUCUCUUCCGCACAUACAAGAGUCAUGGACUGAUCCUAUAUGCAGCCACCAACCAGAUGUACACGUCAUUGUCCCUCCUGGAUGGCAGGCUCGUUUACUACUCCAAGCAGCAUCUCUCAAUCAACAUGACUGUGCCGGAGCCAGCAGCAUUAAAUGAUGGCAAAUGGCAUAACGUUAGUCUACACAGCCAAAGUCGAACUCUCUACUUGCUCAUUGACGGCCACCAAGUGGGUGAUGAGCUGGACCUUGCGGGCGUGCAUGACUUCCUUGACCCAUAUCUUUCCACUCUCAGCUUAGGUGGCGCCUCGAGUGGUUUAAUGAAGGACGAGCCAUUUAGUGGCUGCAUUGCUAACUUUACCAUCAAUAACGAGUUGCAGCCGCUGAACGGCUCUGGCAGCAUUUUCCGCAAAGUGGUUCAUCAUGGAAAUGUUGAGAUGGGCUGCAGUGGAUCAGAUAUUGGUACGGAUGCAGCCCAAGUGGCUGAUCCACUCAGCAUUGGCAUCACACUGGUUAUUGUGUUCUUCGUUAUACUGGUUGUGGCUAUUUUCGGAUCAUACAUUAUCUAUCGGUUUCGAGGCAAACAGGAGAAAAUUGGUAGUCUUAGCUGUGGUGUACCAGGAUUCAAAAUUAAACACCCACCCGCACCAGUCUCGCAAAGCCAAACCGCUGAUCAUGUGCUGCCGCGUAGUAUUCAUGCUGGUGCAACAGAUUCGCCUGCACCACUUGUGGCUAACAGCGAUCACAUGAGGCCACCUGGCCAUCAUUUAACUGGUCCCGAGCUGAUUACGAAAAAAUUCAAGGAACGAAGCGAACUACCGCCAACUGCAGACCAUCCACAGCCACAGCAGCGUCCUCAACGUCCAGAUAUAAUUGAACGUGAGGUAGUGGGAAAGAGCCCACCAAUCAGAGAGGAACAUCACUUGUCUAUACCGCCACCGAACCCACUGCACCCACUCGAUCACGGCAGCUCCGUAGAUCUGGGCUCAGAAUAUCCAGAGCACUACGAUUUGGAGAACGCUAGCUCAAUUGCGCCAUCCGACAUUGACAUCGUAUACCAUUACAAGGGUUAUCGCGAGGCGGGUGGCAUGCGCAAGUAUAAGGCCACCACGCCCCCUGUGGCAUCUUAUACACACCACAAGCAUCAGAGCGCAGCAGCCCAGCAGCAGCAUCGCCAUUCGCCACGACAUGCUGUUAACGCCCCAUUCGUGCCGCGCGUGCCCAAUCAAAGCAAUCAACCACCGUCAGCCACAUCCACGUCUCGCACCCACCAAACAACUCCACUAGCACGACUGUCGCCCAGCUCUGAGUUAAGCUCACAACAGCCGCGAAUUCUAACUCUGCACGACAUUUCGGGUAAACCGUUGCAGAGCGCCCUUCUAGCUACCACUUCUAGCUCUGGAGGCGUUGGCAAGGAUGCGCUGCACAGCAACAGCGAGCGCAGCUUGAAUAGUCCAGUGAUGUCCCAACUGUCCGGCCAGAGUUCCAGUGCCAGUCGCCAGAAGUCUGUUGCACCACCUCAAGCACCACCGCAGAACUCAAUGGGUCUCACUGCCGAGGAAAUUGAGAGGCUCAACGCUCGACCGCGGACUUGCAGCUUAGUUUCCACUUUGGAUUUGUCCUCGAGCAGUGAGGCACCCACGCCUCGAGUUCCUGGGGGUGCACUCCAUCUAUCGCUGGGCGGCGAUGUGGACGCGCACAGUUCCACAUCUACCGACGAGAGUGGGAACGACAGCUUCACCUGCUCUGAGAUUGAGUACGAUAAUAAUAGCCUAAGCGGCGAUGGCAAGUACUCGACAAGCAAGAGUAUCCUCGAUAGUCGCAGUCCUGUGGCUCGAGCAAUCAGUGGCGAGCCCAGCAGGAGCCAAAAUGUAGCAAAGACCCCGCCCAUCCCGCCACAUGCCUACGAUGGAUUUGAAUCAUCCUUCAGAGGUUCGCUCAGUACGCUUGUAGCCAGCGACGAUGAUCUAGCAAACCAUUUAAGUGGAAUCUAUCGCAAAGCAAAUGGAGCCGCCUCACCAUCAGCAACCACCUUGGGUUGGGAAUACUUGCUCAACUGGGGACCAAGCUAUGAAAAUCUAAUGGGCGUCUUCAAGGAUAUCGCCGAGCUUCCUGAUACGACCAAUCCACAGCAACAACAACCCUCCCAGCCAGUCUCAACUUUACGUAUACCCAAUGUACAAAAAGCACCCGAGGAGUACGUGUGAAAUACUCACUUAGGAGUAUCUGUAUUAAGUGCAAAAGUUAAUGCGCCUUUUAGAGUUAAGCGUCGCCAUUUCAUUCUGUAAUGUACAACGAAACUGUACAGUUAUAGUUAUAGUAAAGUUUCAAAUAACUACUGCAUUGAUACAUAUUUAUAGAAAUGUACUUUACAAAAUAUUUAACACCUUGUAUCAAGGUUUCUGAUCCUAAGCGCAUUUUCAUAUAGGUCUUCAUCGAAAUUGUACUGACUGAUAUGCCUUUGCCAACAGUAAAGCCAAGUCCAACUCAAUCUUGUUGGGCAGUUUAGUUUUAUUAAUUAAGCAAUACUUCUUGAGAUAUACUUUUAGUGUUUAAUAAUCCAAUUACUUGUGUAAAUGUAUGUAUGUGUGCUAUAUUAAAAUAGUUCCCCCUACUCUAUUUAUUGCCAUUUAAGAACAUUGUAAACCAAUUUUAUUUCCACUGCUGUUAGCACAUUUACUUGUUUCGCACUAAUAAAAUAUACUGAAAAUACUUGCUGAAAUAUAG
Messenger RNA from Drosophila navojoa, 16919 nucleotides. RefSeq names its product cadherin-related tumor suppressor fat (gene ft). Gene Ontology annotation, cellular component: plasma membrane; catenin complex. The record is from RefSeq and is a predicted model, not a curated record. NCBI's taxonomy places the organism in Eukaryota, Metazoa, Arthropoda, Insecta, Diptera, Drosophilidae. Gene Ontology annotation, biological process: cell migration; homophilic cell-cell adhesion; multicellular organism development. Gene Ontology annotation, molecular function: calcium ion binding; beta-catenin binding; cadherin binding.